Messenger RNA from Tetrahymena thermophila SB210, 522 nucleotides. RefSeq lists its product as hypothetical. The transcript has 2 exons. The record is from RefSeq and is a predicted model, not a curated record. NCBI's taxonomy places the organism in Eukaryota, Ciliophora, Oligohymenophorea, Hymenostomatida, Tetrahymenidae.
AUGACAAACAAUAAUAUCCAAAAUAACUUUUUUAAUCAUAAUAAAACAUAAUAACAAAUAAUAAACAAUCUUAAUGGUGAAAUUAUGAGUUAUGAUUUAGACUAUAACCAAACAUAAUCUCUUUUACUAAUUCAAGCCAUUUAUGAGUAAAAUGAAAUAUAAAACUAUUAAUAAUCUUAAGAUUUUCAAAAUCAAAACUUUUCUCUUGAUUUAAGCUUUGAGGAUUAUAAAUCAUUUAGUGAGUUCCCAAGCCUAUGUGAAAUAGAAUAAAACCAAAAAAUUGAAGAUGAUGAAGAAAUGUUUUAUAUUUGCAGUAAGGAUGAUCUUUAUGAAAUAAAUAACUUAAUACCAUUUGAUGAAUUGAAAUACUAAUUAACUCAUAUAUAAAAUGAUAUUAUUGCUCAAAGAAAAGGUGAACUUAUAAACUAAUAAAAUUAAUAAUAAAAAAUAACAAAUAAUCCCUACAUUUAAUUUGAAUAAUAUAAGAUAGAAGAAUAACUUAAAAAUGUAAAUCAUUUUUGA